Cuscuta campestris is the source of this 3368-nucleotide messenger RNA. The record is from the annotation of a GenBank genome assembly. NCBI's taxonomy places the organism in Eukaryota, Viridiplantae, Streptophyta, Magnoliopsida, Solanales, Convolvulaceae.
CACACUAGUUUUUACAAAUAUUUGUCCUGGUUCUUUUGGGCUAUUGCGCAAGAGUUAACCCCCCAUUUCAGCCUAUAAAAAGGAAGGUUUUGUCCCCUUGUUGUAGCUUGAAGGAAGCUUUAGUUUCUUUGGUGUGAAGUUUUGGGCGAGGAGGUCGAGCGGUUGAAGAUUUGGAGUGCGGUAUCUUUGAGCAAGUGUGCUGAGACUCGUGCGACUCGAGUUCUCAGGUUGUACCAGUUUGUUAAGCACCCGUAAGCUUAAUGAAGGCAGUGUUCGGGAGACUGGACGUAGCCACAAGUUAAGUCCGGAACAACUUUCCCACGGAAAACGACCCGGGAAUUGCCUCGCGAGUCUGCUCAGCCUUUGUACCUCGGACUCAGUGGGUCGUCUCGGCGGCACUUGGAAUAGAUCUCGCAUGGAGGAAACGAAGCUCAAGAGGAAGGGGGGCGUGCUGAAGAAGGAGAAGGAGCCCCCUCUCAAGAAGUGCUCUAGGGCCGAUCGUAUCAGCCGCAGUACAAAUGCGUUCAUCCAGAUCCUGGGCAAUGGAAUGGAUACUCAUGAUGCAUCAUCUUCAGUCCUACUUUUCUUUGAUCGCCAAAGAUAUAUUUUUAAUGCUGGUGAGGGUCUGCAAAGGUUUUGCACGGAGUAUAAAGUUAAGUUAUCAAAGAUAGAUCAUAUAUUGUUCUCCCGUGUGUGCUCGGAGACUGCAGGUGGACUUCCAGGAUUACUAUUAACACUGGCAGGCUUGGGACAACAACAACAUUCCAGUGAAAUCUCACGAGUGGGGUCCAUGGAGGGUAGAUGUACAAAGACCAUACCCCUACCUAGGAAGGCAGAGAGACUGGUUUCACUGGUAGAAGAAGGAAAUUCAGUUAAUAUAUGGGGCCCUUCAGAACUGAAUUACUUGGUCGAUGCCAUGCGUUGCUUCGUCCCUAAUGAUUCCAUGGUCCACACAAAAGUAUUCAUGGAGAACGGUGUUCUUAUUGAUAAUGCUGAUGUUAAAAUAUCUGCUAUUCUCCUUUGUCCUGAAGAUCGUUCUCUGAUAACAAACAAUGAUGAUUCAUCCAAAUCCCUCGAGGAAAAGAGGAGAAUCAGUUUUGGGCCGAAGCCAGGUGGCAUGUCAGUGGUUUAUGUUUGUGAGUUACCAGAAAGGAUGGGUGCAUUUCACCCGGAUAGAGCCAUGGAGAAAGGACUACAAGCCGGGCCUCUGUAUGGCAUGCUGCAGAAUGGAAAAUCAGUCUUCUCAAAACAAAUAAAUAUCGAGGUACAUCCUGCUGACGUGAUGGAUCCUCCAACCCCUGGUUCAAUAGUAGUUCUUGUAGAUUGCCCCACCAAAUUUCAUUUCUGCAAAUUAAUGUUCGAAGAUUCUUUGAGAAACUAUUAUUCAGAUCUCUCUGGUGAAGGAUCUUCAAAAGUUGUGAGCUGUGUGAUUCAUUUGAGCCCAAUCUCUGUCAUAAGUGAUCCUGAUUACCAGACUUGGAUGAAGAGAUUUGGUUCAGCCCAGCACGUAAUAGCUGGUCAUCAAAAGAAAAAUGUAGAGAUCCCGAUUUUAGGAGGGAGUGCAAGAAUUGCUUCCCGGUUGAAUUACCUAUGCCCUCAGUUUUUCCCUUCCCCUGGUUUUUGGUCUGUGAAAAAAUCUUUUCCACUAUCUGACUCUUUUUGCAAUGAGGGCUAUUCUCCGAACUCAAGUGAGAUAAACUUUGCCGAAAAUCUUAUGCUUGAGGGCUUUUCUCUAAUCUCAAGCGAGACAAUCUCUGCCGAAAAUCUGCUUAAGUUUAGAUUACAAUCUAGAGAUAAAAUUGGAUUGGACAGAUCAUUCAUCCCGAGUUUGAAGAGUGCCUCUAAGACAGAAGAGGAAUUGCUUGCCGAGAUUCCAGAAAUUGCAGUUGCUAAAGAAGAUGUGCGGAAUUUGUGUAACCUAGAUAAGGAGAUUGCUGUGGAGACAAAUUUCAUGCAAGAGGAAAUGUGGCCAACUGAGAAUAAAAUUCCUAAUUGCUUGGAAAAUGUAAGAGAUGAUGAUCUUGAGAUUGUUCUUCUAGGAACAGGUUCUUCUCAGCCAUCAAAGUACAGAAAUGUUAGUUCAAUAUAUAUCAAUCUCUUCACCAAGGGGGGCUUGCUCCUCGAUUGUGGGGAAGGAACCCUCGGCCAGAUGAGAAGAAGAUUCGGAAUAAUGGGUGCAGACAAGGCCGUGAGUGACCUCAAGUGCAUAUGGAUUUCUCACAUUCAUGCCGAUCACCACACAGGAUUGACGAGAAUUCUCACCCGGCGACGUGAGCUACUUAAAGGGUCGCCUCACAGCCCUAUAAUUGUCGUGGGGCCUUGGCAGCUUGAGAAAUACCUGAAUGCAUAUCAGAAACUGGAAGAUCUUGACAUGCUCUUCCUAGACUGUAGAAAUACCACCAAAGAAGCACCCACACUCGAAGAUUUCCCCAGAAAAAAGGAUGCAAUUCCGAUCCUUGAGAGCUUGAAGAAGGUGCUAUGGGAAGCGGGCUUGGAUGAUCUGGUUAGUUUUCCAGUAAGGCAUUGCGGGAAAUCGAAUGCAGCUUUUGGCGUGGUUAUCAAGGCAUCAGAGAGAGUCAACAAUGUUGGAAAGGUCAUUGAAGGGUGGAAGGUUGUGUAUUCAGGCGAUACUAGGCCAUGCACUGAGCUCAUUGAGGCUUCUCGUGGCGCCACCCUUCUCAUACACGAGGCAACUUUCGAGGACGGGAAGGCAAGUGAUGCGAUAAAGAAGGAACACAGCACGAUGGGGGAGGCGAUUCAGGUAGGAGCGGAUGCUGGGGUGUAUCGGAUCAUUCUAACCCAUUUCAGCCAAAGGUACCCAAAACUUCCCGUGUUCGAUAAUACCCAUAUGAAGCACAAGACUUGUGUUGCCUUUGAUCUCAUGAGCGUUAACUUAAAGUACCUUCACAUUCUCCCUCAGAUCAUGCCUUACCUUACACUUUUGUUUAACAAAGAGAUGGAUGAUGAUGAAUCAGAGGAUAUUUUUGAAUAAUAAUAAUAAUCCUCUAAUGAUUAAAUGUUCAAUUUUUCCAUUAUGUUUUCCUUCAACUCUUUAGAUCACUUGCUUGAUUAUAUAGAUAAUAUAUGAGUCGAUUGUACCGAGUAACUUUUGUACUGUGGAGUUCCAUUUGACUUUUUUAAUGAUUAGGGGUAGGGGGUGUUUGUUUUUUGGCCAGAAGAGCUUUUGGCCUCUUUUGUCUGCGCCGCGCAGACGCUGAGCUCUGCAGAUUGUUUGUUUUUUUGGAAAACAUUUCACUCAAAAAGUUGCCAGAGUAAGAUUUGGUGUUCGCCGCAAGUUUCGCCAGAAAUUAUCCAAAACCUCCGUUAAGCUUUGAGGUAUGCAGAAUGAAUGAAGUAAUUGUUCCUGG